Camellia sinensis is the source of this 1971-nucleotide messenger RNA. Its product is annotated as cytochrome P450 CYP82D47. NCBI's taxonomy places the organism in Eukaryota, Viridiplantae, Streptophyta, Magnoliopsida, Ericales, Theaceae. Gene Ontology annotation, biological process: terpene biosynthetic process. Gene Ontology annotation, molecular function: iron ion binding; heme binding; monooxygenase activity. The record is from RefSeq and is a predicted model, not a curated record.
CAGGCUAUGCCAAUCCUAAUCCAUUAACUUUGUGUACAGUUCAUAUUAUCAUGUUGUUUGGAAAAAAUUUACCCUUAUUAUUGUGUCGCCACAAACGGGUAAAUAAACAUCAAGACAAUGACAACAGAUGUGGUACAAUCAAUAAAUCAUAUAAAACACUAGUGCAAGAAUAAGGUUUUGAAUGAUCUCUUGUUGAACUGUGAAGCAUGGAGUCUUACCUUCAGCUUCAAGCUCUCACGGUUCUUGGGCUUGUUUUCAUUGUUGUUUGUCUCAAUAUGAUCAUGGCCAAAUCCAAGCUCCACAAGAAGAGAGACAGAACACCUCCAGAGCCAGCCGGAGCGUGGCCUCUCAUCGGUCACCUCCAUCUUCUCGGGGCAAACAAGCUACUGCAUCGAACGUUGGGCGCCAUGGCCGAUAACUAUGGACCGGCCAUCUCUAUCCGUCUAGGCAUUAAACAAGCUCUUGUGGUUAGUAGCUGGGAAGUUGCAAAAGAGUGUUUCACCACAAAUGAUAAAAUCUUCUCAACCCGACCAAAAUCUUUAGCUCUAAAGCUCAUGGCCUAUGACCACGCCGUGCUUGGCUUCGCUCCUUAUGGACCAUACUGGCGCGAUUUACGCAAGCUAGCAAUGAUUGAGCUCCUAUCAAGCCAUAGACUUGAGAUUCUUAAGCAUGUCCGGGACUCAGAGGUCAAUUUUUUCAUGAAAGAGGUAUAUGAGCAGUGGGGGGGAGGGAAAGGGAGUAGGAAACCGGUGUUGGUGGAAAUGAAGGAGAAGUUUGGGGACUUGGUAAUGAAAAUAAUUCUAAGAAUUGUUAAUAAGAAUUACCGGUAUGUUGGCAACAGUAGAAGCAGCAAGGAGGAGUCGAGGAGAUGCCAGAAGGCUUUGGGAGAUUUUAUGCGUCUAGUGGGCUUGCUUCUGAUUUCUGAUGCAAUUCCAUUUCUUGGUUGGUUUGAUGUGCUGAAUGGAUAUAGGGGCAAAAUGAAGAGAUCUGCAAGAGAGGUGGAUGAUGUGAUUGGGAGCUGGGUGGAGGAACACCGGCGAAAGAGAGUUGCUGGAAGCAUCGAUGAGGGGGAGCAAGAUUUCAUCGAUGUCCUGAUAUCUGCCAUGGAGGAGAGUCAGCUUUCCCAUGGCCAUGACACUGAUACUGUCAUCAAGGCCAUUUGCUUGAGUAUGAUUUUAGGUGGCAAUGAAACGACAGGAGUCUCUUUGACGUGGGCGAUCUCCUUACUACUGAACAACCGUCACGUACUAAAGAAAGCCCAAGAUGAGUUGGACAUCCACGUGGGCAAGAACCGCCAAGUGGAUGAAUCUGAUAUAAAAAAUCUUUUAUACUUGCAAGCCAUUGUUAAGGAAACAUUGCGGCUAUACCCUGCCCUGCCAUUGUCAUUGGCACGUGAAGCCAUGGAAGACUGCACCGUUGCUGGCUUCCACAUCCCCGCUGGCACACGCCUGUUAGUUAACCUCUGGAAGUUGCACCGUGACCCAAACAUUUGGUCUAACCCCUUAGAUUUUCAACCCGAGAGGUUUCUUGUGGAUCAGAUAGAUUUGGAUGUCAAGGGUCUCCAUUUUGAAUUUGUACCAUUUGGAUCUGGCAGGAGGAUAUGCCCUGGGAUCACAUUUGCACUUCAGGUCUUGCAUUUAACAUUGGCUAGGCUACUUCAUGGCUUCGAAUUGGGAACGGUCUCAGACUUGGAGGUUAAUAUGACUGAAAGUCCGGGGCUGAGUGCUCCAAAAGCAACUCCAGUGGAGGUCCUCCUCACCCCACGACUCUCUUCCGCGCUAUACAACUGCUAAGCACCAUCUUAAAAAGGAACAAGUUAGGUAGAUCACAGCAGCUUACGAGUAUUUAUGUAAAGAAUUUGAACAGCACUUUACUUAUAUUUGCAAAUUCAAUCUAUAAUGUACGGUGUAAUGCCCUAUUUGCAUAUCGCUUUUAAAGCUAUUAACUUCUUGCAAGCAUUAAUUGAUUUCA